ACAACUUUCGUCUGAAAUAUUUCUCUGUACAAGGCGUAGGAGAAAAGAUAUCUUGAUGCGAAAGUUAAAAAGCUGGGAGACACCCGGUAUAUGUGAAAGAGAGAAGAGCGAUUUGGGAACCGCUGCUAUCGGCGGCGAAUGCACGAUAAAAGCCCGAUGGGUGCGUGCGUACGCCUGUGUGUGCGCGCGUGCACGCGGCCGAGCCAUGGAAAUGGCACGGACAACGUCGACUCAGUGUGAAAAAACGUUCACGGAGGAAGUAUGGAGAUUAUUUUCUGAUAUAUAUACACGCCGAACGGGAGAGCGUUGAGGCAUCAUCCAGGCAGAUGACGUGGCCUACGAUACACCCAACUGGGUCGGCACUCGGUUGCUGACCACCAGUCGCCCCGUGUAUUGCCGCUGCGCGAAAAAAGCAUCGACACAUCGUAAUGCGAGGCAUAAGUUGUCACGAUGCGUGAUACAUACAGCACGAGCUAACGGUGUAACACUGUGAUUUUGUUGCCACUGCCGAGGUCAGUUUAACCAGUAAAAACUAGUGAAAGUACCUUCUCAUUGUUGAUUAAAAUAAUUAUUUUUUGAUGGGCUGUAAAUAGUAUUAUGAAAAUGUACAAGUUCAGACCAAAUCCAUGGAUUGUAAUACUAUAUAUCAGUAUUCUGUCAUAUAUCUCACAGGCACAGGCAGAAGGUAUUUCAUGUUUCAAAUGUCUCAAGUCAAGCACGAGACUAGAAGACAAAGAUCGACUAUGUUCUCAUUUUGAUGGGAGUGCCAAAUUUCAGGUGUUCUGCCCAACCUCAACGUUCUGUAUGAAAAGAACUAUUGAGUUGAGGUCAAAAACAUCUGUAGCGACCACUGUUCUGAGAGACUGCGCACCUCAGAAAUACACCUCUCAUGUUUACAAUGAAGAUAAAAGAAAAUGGGACAAAAUAGAGGAGAUUAUAAAAACUGCUUACGACGAAGGUUGCUUUAUUGGUGAACACAGAGGGUCACCAACUAAUCCACCAGAGUAUUGUUUCUGUAGUUUUCAUUUGUGCAAUUCAUCCCCCAUGCAAAUUGGUGUGCUUGGUAAAAUAUAUGGAAUAAUGUUAGUGCUAUUGAUUGUGGGAUUACUGUAAAGUUUUUUGGCAUGUGACAUGCAGUAUGUUACUUAAGAAAAAUGUUUCAUGCACGCGUCUUCCACAUUGAAUUUCAAAGUGCAAACAAAUCUUGCAUUUUUAUAAAACAUUGUUUGAAUAUUGUGUGGAACAAUAUAAAAAAAAAGCCACAUUGCAUGUGUGGUUUAUUCCAUACAUAAAUAACUAAUAUUCAUUUUACAAAAUGCAUAAUAGACAAUAUAUAGCUUUACAAUUUGAAUCUCGUACUAUUUAUAUUUAUGAUUGAAGUAAUAUGUGAUUGUGCAAUCAACAUCACGCAAAGAUUAAAAUCUUUUGAUAUACCUAGUCAAUUAUAAUAAAAAAAUUGUCUAGUUAAAAUAAUCAAUAAUUUCUCCAAGUUGAAACUACAAUUUUCAUUAAAUAUAUUUAUAAUUUUGAUCAGAGAGAUAACUAGAACAUAUUCUGCAAUGAUAUAUUCUACAAAGCACCGCAAUCCGUAUAAAAAUAUAUUUAUAUCGUUGCAUACAAGUGUGAUAUCUGAAAGUAGUGAAGAUAAGUGAAAUCAUAAAAGUCUCUAUGGUUAUAUCUUUUAGUAAAUUGGAGUGGAAAAAGUUAGCCAAGGUGAUGUGAUAUUGAAGUAAACUGCAUUUUGUAACUUUCAAAAGCAAAAGAUACGUCCAAGUUUUUAAUGGUUUGAAGAUUGCUGAAAUGGUACAUUUGUCUACAACUAAUUGUGAGAAAAAUCUACUAUCUCAAAUGUUCAUGGAAAAAGUGUACUUUAUGCAUGCAAGUACUUAGCGCUAAAACUUGAGCUGUGAAUAUGUAAACUGUAAUAUUAUAUUUAAAAUAUACUUAACGGUAACAAACGAAUUAUAAUUAUAAUGAAUUAGAAUUAUAAUAUUAAGUCUUUGCUCACAUAUUGAUAACAGUAUACAGUAUUUUCGUACUCACAAUAUUGUACAAAUUAUAAAUGUAUGUAUAUACGUGCUGUAAUAAUAAUUACACCAAUGCCUAUCACGUGAUACUUAUUUUUUCCCCUACUAUUGAGAAA
Molecule: messenger RNA, 2143 nt
Organism: Dinoponera quadriceps
Lineage: Eukaryota; Metazoa; Arthropoda; Insecta; Hymenoptera; Formicidae
Exons: 4
Coding region: 598-1113 (171 amino acids)
Biological process (GO): positive regulation of voltage-gated potassium channel activity; regulation of synaptic transmission, cholinergic; sleep
Source: RefSeq, a predicted model, not a curated record